Endocarpon pusillum Z07020 is the source of this 1245-nucleotide messenger RNA. RefSeq lists its product as uncharacterized. Gene Ontology annotation, biological process: macroautophagy. Lineage: Eukaryota; Fungi; Ascomycota; Eurotiomycetes; Verrucariales; Verrucariaceae. The record is from RefSeq and is a predicted model, not a curated record. Bases 1 to 1245 code for a protein of 414 amino acids. The transcript has a single exon. Gene Ontology annotation, cellular component: fungal-type vacuole membrane.
AUGCGCUCUCAAUUCCUAACUGUGGCCAGCAUAUCUGGUUUCGUCGCUCUUUCUUUCACCCAAAGUUCUACUCCCUCUCUAGAAGAUGUUCUUGCUGAUACUGAAAACCUGAGUUCGUUCAAUGAGCUUUUGACAACCGAAUUCUCUAGCUUGAUCGCCAAUAUCAGCAAUCAGCAGCAGUCUCAGCAAUAUGUCACCCUUCUUGCGCCCUCAGACAGCGCCUUCGAUCGGCUGGGAAGUUCGAGCAUCUUUGCAGACAAUAGUACGGAAGCGAUUGAGGCAUUUCUGAACUACCAUAUCAUACCAGGAGACCACCAGUCUUCGACCGUCAAUCAAUCUUUCGGAUUUUUCCCAACAAGGCUAGAUGAUACGACCUAUACAAACGUCAGCAGUGGACAGCGAAUCGGAUUUGUGAAGCAAGGGGACGGUGAGCUCAUUAUUGUAUCUGGCGGCGGGACUCGUUCGAGUGCAGAGAGGACAGAUAUUUACUUUAGUGGAGGGGUUAUGCAUGUAAUUGAUUCACCAGUGCUCCCACCUCAACCAUUUAUACAGGCAGCCAUACCGUUCAACCUGACGGGUUUUCUCGGUGCUGGCUACCAGAACCAAUCCUUGGCCGAAUUCAUCACCCAAGCUCGCGAUGUCACUCUUUUCGUCCCGAACAACAUUGCAUUCGAAAAGGUUGGAUCAACCGUAACAUCGAUUGACGAACAAAGCUUGUCCAGCCUCGUCAACUAUCACAUCAUAGUCGGUCAAGGCGGGCCCUUCUAUACAUCUUCCUUGAUUAAUGGCACUGUAUUCACAUCGGUGCAAGGUCAAAAUAUCACGGUCCGCCAAGCUAGUAAUUCGAACUUUGUGAAUAGUGCUCGGGUCUUGCAAACAGAUCUCCUGAUUGCAAAUGGUGUCAUGCACGUCAUUGACAAUGUUCUCAAUCCGAAUGGUACAGGAGCAGUACCUGAUCCCGCUGUGGGGUCUCAAGCACCCGCCAUGACCGGGACAAGCCUGGCCGACACACCUUUCACGGACAUCAUCCCUAGCCUGACUUCCACCCUUUCAAUCGCAUCCACUACCUCCAGUACCGGUACGGGCGUCACCGGGACGGGCGUCACCGGGACUAGCAGCACGAGGAGGGCUUCAUCAACACGGAGCUCGAGUACUGGUCAGAGCACACAAACUGGGACUGCACCAAGGACAGCUAGGGAUGGCGCAAUAAUGGGUGGGGUCAUUGCUGUCUGGAUGUUCCUGUAG